Messenger RNA from Tachyglossus aculeatus (Australian echidna), 2137 nucleotides. It is a transcript of the gene PRSS8, whose product is annotated as serine protease 8. Gene Ontology annotation, molecular function: serine-type endopeptidase activity; sodium channel regulator activity. Bases 144 to 1163 code for a protein of 339 amino acids. The record is from RefSeq and is a predicted model, not a curated record. Gene Ontology annotation, biological process: proteolysis. The transcript is spliced from 6 exons. NCBI's taxonomy places the organism in Eukaryota, Metazoa, Chordata, Mammalia, Monotremata, Tachyglossidae.
CACCCGCGUCCUGCCUCCGUUCCCGGCCUCCGGACGCCGGGGACCCCCAACUCCUUGGCCGGAGGGAAGCCGGGGGGUCAGAGGUCAGAGGUCACACACACACACACACACACACAGGACGAGGGGCCGCCUCCCCCGGGGCCAUGAGCCGGACCAGGGGCCUGACCCCCAGCCUACCUGGGCUACUGGGGCUGCUGCUGCUGCUGCUCAGGACAGGUGCUGAUGGAAGUGAAGCCGACCCAGUCCCUUGCGGAGUGGCCCCCCAGGCCCGCAUUGUCGGGGGGCAGAACGCCCUGGCGGGCCAGUGGCCCUGGCAGGUCAGCAUCCUGCACAACAGCGGCCACGUGUGCGGGGGCUCCCUCGUCGCCAGUCAGUGGGUGCUGACUGCCGCUCACUGCUUCCCCAGGGAAAACAAGAUUGAGGACUACGACGUCCGGCUGGGGGCCCACCAGCUGGACUCCUUCAGUUCCGACCUGGUGGUGAAAAGAGUGAAGGAGGUGCACUCCCACCCUGACUACCGCGAGGAGGGCUCCACGGGGGACAUCGCCCUGAUACGGCUCCGGGACCCCGUGGCCUAUACGCGCUACAUCAGGCCCGUCUGCCUCCCGGCCUCCAACGUGUCCUUUCCCAACGGCCUCCGCUGCACCGUGACCGGCUGGGGCCACGUGAUGAGCUCCGUGAGCCUUCCGGCCCCCAGGACCCUGCAGCAGCUGGAAGUGCCCCUGAUCAGCCGGGAGACCUGUAACUGCCUGUACAACAUCCACCCUGACCCCCGAGAGCCACACUUCAUCCAGCGGGACAUGGUCUGUGCCGGCUACGUGAAGGGGGGCAAGGACGCUUGCCAGGGUGACUCCGGGGGACCCCUGUCCUGCCCCGUGGAGGGCUCCUGGUUCCUGGCCGGCGUGGUGAGCUGGGGGGACGCCUGCGGGGCUCCCAACCGGCCCGGGGUAUACACGCUGACGUCCAGCUACGCCUCCUGGAUCCACCGGUACGUCCCCGAGGUCCGGCUCCGGGCCGUGACGGUGCCCGGGGAGUCCCAGCCCGAUGGGACCCUCUGCCAACCCGGAACGACUCUGCCCAACUCCUCUCCCGCCCCCCCGGGCUCCGGGCUGCUGCUGCUGCUGAGCUUAGGGGUGCUCUGCGGCUUGUCGUCGGCCAUCUGAACUGGGUUUCCCGGGCCUUCUGGGGCUCGUGUUCCCACCUGCUGCUGGAGGACCCCACUGAGACGUGCCUCAUUGCUUGCUCCCAGUCAGCUCUGUUCCUCCUGCUGCCAAUGGACUGAGCCACUGUGCUCCCGGGGGCUCCUCGCCCACCUGUCGCAGGGUGGCCACGUAGCCUUUUUGUCUCCCUGCUGCUGAAGGACUUGAUGCCGGACCCCGCCAGCCUAGGGCGUGAGACCGACAGACCAGGUCAUCCUCGCCGUCGGUGCCGGAGGAUGGAGCCGGCCCUCCCCAUCCACUGCCGGUUCCUGGCCAAAGCUGGGGUUUUCGGCCCCAACCCUUUGUUACCGAUGAAGGACUGAGCCUCUGGACUGUUUUUCGAGGGCCUGUUCCAGGAGGAUGUGGGCUUGGGGCAGGACCUGGCCCCAGUUUCCCACUCAAUCAUCUCUUCCAGAAUGUGGCACUGCCCUACCUCCUACAUACACACCCGUAAACACGUGCCUGAAGCCAACCUAGUCCUUCCUGGCCCCCGUGUUGCCGGAGGACAGAAGCAAGCUAAGUCUCAUGGAUUGUCCGGCAGCAGUAAACUGGGACUACGUGCUACAGCUUAGCCCCCCCUCUUUUUUUUUAAUUUUUAUUUUUUCAAAUGAAGGACCCAGACUUUUCUGCCCUACCCCCGGAGAACUGCUUCUUGCUCAGGUAGCUGCAACUGAAUUAGCCGCUGGCCCUGGGGCCAGACCCCAAAGCCCCCGUGAUUUCUCCCCUUCACGGCACUACAGCCCACUUGCUGGAGGAGGACUUUGACUCUCAUCCACCGGACCCUGGCGGCCUGAGCCACCUCUGGGGGGUGGGUGGGAGAGAGAGAGAGAGGACUUGUCUCCCCUUUCGGCCCCAAUAAACAGAUGGAGGUUGUUGGAGGGGGGGAGCAGGCCCUUGCUGCGGUAGUGGCCAGGGCCCUCCCCUUCCCCAGCAGGGCU